AGAUUGCUGUAGAGCUCAUGAAUUUGUAUAUAAGCCAUGGACUCCUAUGUCUAUCAGCCAGGUUUAGAGAACAGAAUUUCAUAUAUUGCUCAUAGCAUUCAAAGAUCACCCUGAACAUAAAUCUCUAAUCCUAACACCAAUCAGCCAGACAUCCCCUUUACUCACAAUACAAAAUGGAAGGCUUAUACAACUUAGGGGCCGUAACCAAAACUACCCACCGUGCCUCCUACCCAGCCAUCUCCUCCCUCCGCCCUGAACUCUCUCAAGCCGGCAAAACCGUCCUCGUCACCGGCGGCUCCGCAGGCAUCGGAUACGCCAUCGCGCGCUCCUUCGUGCAAGCCCAAGCCGCCAAACUCAUCAUCUUAGGCCGGCGCUCCGGAACCGUCGCGAAAGCCGUGUCGUCUCUAACCACGCUCGCCCGCGAAACCUCCACCAAUGGCGGCCCCGCCACGGUCGUAGGCCUCGAGUGCGACAUGGGCAGUCCUACGGACGCAGCUGCCUUAUGGGCGCGAUUGGCUGGCGAAGGCACGGUUGUUGAUGUGCUCGUGCUGAAUGCCGCGGCUAUCCCCCCUACCAAGCCGCUCCUGGAUAUGGGCGCGGAGCUCUGGGCUACGUAUUACGAUGUCAAUGUCCGCGCGCAGUUGGAUUUCGCGGGGAGGUUUUAUAAACAGCUGGGGAAGGGGGUGGGGGAGACGAAGUACCUCGUCCACGUCUCCACAAUGGCGGUCCAUAACUGGGAGAUCAACCCGGCGCGGGCCUACGGCCUGACCAAGAACGCCGGCGCCGCUGCCCUGCAGAUGGUUGCCGCGGAUGUGGCGCCCGAGAAGAUGCAGAUCAUCAACUUCCACCCCGGCGCCAUCUUCACCGACGCUGCUAAGGACGCUGGAUACACCGAGCAGACUAUUCGGUGGGACGAACCCGAACUCCCGGGCGACUUCGCCGUCUGGGCUGCUACCCCCGAGGCUGGGUUCCUCCAUGGCCGGUUCGUGUGGGCGUGUUGGGAUGUUGAUGAGUUGAAGAGUGGGGAGGUGAGGAAGCGGAUUGAUGAGGAUCAGUGGUACUUGAAAGUUGGUGUUAGGGGUUUGUGA
Molecule: messenger RNA, 1088 nt
Organism: Annulohypoxylon maeteangense
Lineage: Eukaryota; Fungi; Ascomycota; Sordariomycetes; Xylariales; Hypoxylaceae
Product: NAD(P)-binding protein
Exons: 3
Coding region: 174-1088 (304 amino acids)
Molecular function (GO): oxidoreductase activity, acting on the CH-OH group of donors, NAD or NADP as acceptor
Source: RefSeq, a predicted model, not a curated record